AUGGCGGGUGUUUUGUCCAUUCUCUCUGAGCAUCCUUCUCAUAUCCUGGCUAUUGCCUUUGGUACAGCCGUCCUCUGGCAACUCCUCCAAGCCGGCUACAACCUCUUCCUCCAUCCCCUACGAAGGUUUCCAGGACCUGUCCUUCAACGCGCUUCUCCUCUAAUCUGGGCCUGGCAACAUGCCACAGGCUAUCAAGCCUUUCGAACCCAGCUCCUCCACGACCGAUAUGGCCCCAUAGUCCGAAUCAGCCCAAAUCACCUGUCUUUCACCGAUGUGACGGCCUGGAAAGACAUAUACGGCUUUCAAAUCGGGAAAGAGCUGGCGGAAAACGAGAUCCCCAAGUCGCAGCUCUUCUCAACGACGAUCAAGAAUUUGCCCAUGAGCAUCAUCAAUGCCGAGCGUGAAGAGCACCAGCGGUACCGGCGGGCGCUAUCUCAUGGCUUCUCGGAUAGCUCUAUGCGAGCGCAAGAAGGCAUUAUCAUGAAGUACAUCGACAAACUGAUUUCUCGCUUGCAUGAGAACUGCGAUGGGAAAGAAGCGCCGCUUAAUGUGGAGGCUUGGUAUAACUGGACAACGUUCGAUAUUGCUGGCGACCUAAUCUUUGCGCAAUCGUUUGGCUGUCUCGAUCGCUCAGACUACCAUCCCUGGAUUGCCUUCAUCUUCAAAACUAUCAGAUACAAUGCCAUCAUGACAGCGAUGAAGUAUAUUGGCCUUGAUCCUGUUGUCCAAGGCCUCUUCCGGAUCGGUGGUCUUGCUGCGAUGAUGCAGUUACCCAAUGGUCUCAUUCUCGUCCUCGCCGGUUCGGAAACUACGGCUACAACUUUGGCCGGCACGACAUAUCUUCUGUUAAGAGAUACCAAGGUCCUGCAGAAACUUAACGAGGAGGUACGAUCGAGCUUUAACGACUCUAGCGAGAUCACCAUCAACUCAGUGAGCAAGUUGUCAUACAUGCUCGCUGUUCUCAAUGAAGCUUUGCGUAUGUAUCCUCCCGUGACGUCAAACCUCAUUCGAGAGGUACCGGAGUUUGGGUGUCAGAUUGGCGCAGAGCAUGUGCCUCAAGGAACUUUCAUCGAGAUCCAGCAAUGGUCCGCGAACCAUAGUCCAGAUAACUGGACUAAGCCCUGGGAGUUCAGGCCGGAGCGCUUCCUGGAAACUAACAAAGAGGAACACAACCAUUUAGACGCACUUCAAGCAUUCAGCGUUGGCCCACGCAACUGCAUUGGGAAGAAUCUCGCGUAUGCAGAGAUGAGGUUGAUUUUAGCCCGAAUCGUUUUUGACUUUGAUCUUCAACUGGCCGAAGGAAACGGGUCCUGGAUUCAGAGGCAAAGAGCAUUUGGUUUGUGGGAUAGAAUACCGCUGAAUGUCUACUUGAAGCCAGUUGCGCGUGAAGCCCGCGUAUAA
Molecule: messenger RNA, 1401 nt
Organism: Colletotrichum paranaense
Lineage: Eukaryota; Fungi; Ascomycota; Sordariomycetes; Glomerellales; Glomerellaceae
Product: isotrichodermin C-15 hydroxylase
Exons: 5
Coding region: 1-1401 (466 amino acids)
Molecular function (GO): oxidoreductase activity, acting on paired donors, with incorporation or reduction of molecular oxygen; monooxygenase activity; heme binding
Source: RefSeq, a predicted model, not a curated record